AUGUCAGCCAAUGCAACAUAUGACUUUGUCGUGCCCAUCUUCAUUAAGGGCCUGACAGCGUACGACCACAUUCUCUCCAAAGCUGAGGCAUAUGCCAAGGAAAAGGGAGUCGAUGUCGACGCAACAUUCUUCGAGGCUCGUCUGGUCGAUGACCAGUUGCCACUGCACUUCCAGGUUCAGAACACCGCGAAGCUCGCACAAAUCAACCUCGGCCGCCUAACGGGAGAGAAUGUGACACCUUUCGAGGCUGAGGAAAAGACUGUUGCGGGCCUCCGGAAAGUAGUCCAGAAGACACUUGAGUUGCUGAAGUCUAGCGAUGCAGCCAAGGCUUCGGGGACGGAGCAGAACACCAUCGACCUUCCUACCCUCGGAAAAACACUGAAGUCUACAGUCAAGGACGCUGUUGUGAAUCAUGGCGUGCCAAACUUCUAUUUCCAUUUGGUCACUGGGUACUCCAUCCUCCGAGCUAAGGGCGUGCAACUUGGCAAGGCCGAUUACAUUUCCAGCUUUUUAGGAAUUUAA
Molecule: messenger RNA, 522 nt
Organism: Diaporthe amygdali
Lineage: Eukaryota; Fungi; Ascomycota; Sordariomycetes; Diaporthales; Diaporthaceae
Product: helix-turn-helix-domain containing protein type
Exons: 2
Coding region: 1-522 (173 amino acids)
Source: RefSeq, a predicted model, not a curated record